Messenger RNA from Gavia stellata (red-throated loon), 6030 nucleotides. It is a transcript of the gene NALCN, whose product is annotated as sodium leak channel, non-selective. Gene Ontology annotation, molecular function: monoatomic cation channel activity. Gene Ontology annotation, biological process: monoatomic ion transport; transmembrane transport. NCBI's taxonomy places the organism in Eukaryota, Metazoa, Chordata, Aves, Gaviiformes, Gaviidae. Bases 1 to 5217 code for a protein of 1738 amino acids. The record is from RefSeq and is a predicted model, not a curated record. Gene Ontology annotation, cellular component: membrane. The transcript is spliced from 43 exons.
AUGCUAAAAAGGAAACAAAGUUCAAGGGUGGAAGCCCAGCCAGUUACAGAUUUUGGUCCCGAUGAAUCUUUGUCAGACAAUGCAGAUAUUCUGUGGAUUAACAAACCAUGGGUACACUCUUUACUACGAAUCUGUGCCAUCAUCAGUGUUAUUUCUGUUUGUAUGAACACUCCAAAGACCUUUGAGCAUUAUCCUCCUCUCCAAUAUGUGACAUUUGCUCUUGAUACUCUGUUGAUGUUUCUUUACACCGCAGAGAUGAUAGCAAAAAUGCAUAUCCGUGGGAUAGUUAAGGGUGAUACCUCCUAUGUAAAGGAUCGUUGGUGUGUGUUUGAUGGAUUCAUGGUCUUUUGUCUUUGGGUGUCACUGGUUUUACAGGUAUUUGAAAUUGCUGAAAUAGUUGACCAGAUGUCACCUUGGGGCAUGUUACGGAUUCCACGACCACUCAUUAUGAUUCGAGCAUUCCGGAUAUAUUUUCGUUUUGAGCUGCCAAGAACUAGGAUAACAAAUAUCUUGAAGCGUUCUGGAGAGCAAAUCUGGAGCGUUUCAAUUUUCCUUCUGUUCUUUCUCCUCCUGUAUGGGAUCCUGGGAGUGCAGAUGUUUGGAACUUUUACAUACCAUUGCGUGACCGACGACACGCAGCCAGGAAAUGUAACCUGGAAUAAUUUAGCUAUCCCAGACACCCACUGUUCCAGAGAGCUAGAAGAAGGUUACCAGUGCCCACCUGGAUUUAAAUGCAUGGACCUUGAAGAUCUGGGACUAAGCAGGCAAGAGCUGGGCUACAGUGGCUUUAAUGAGAUAGGCACAAGCAUAUUUACUGUUUAUGAAGCUGCUUCUCAGGAAGGCUGGGUGUUCCUUAUGUACCGAGCAAUUGACAGCUUUCCCCGAUGGCGUUCAUAUUUCUAUUUCAUCACCCUAAUUUUCUUUCUGGCCUGGCUUGUUAAGAAUGUUUUCAUCGCGGUCAUCAUUGAAACGUUUGCAGAAAUUAGAGUGCAGUUCCAGCAGAUGUGGGGGUCCAGGAGCAGUACUACUUCAACUGCUACCACCCAGAUGUUUCAUGAAGAUGCUGCUGGAGGUUGGCAGCUUGUGGCUGUUGAUGUGAAUAAACCCCAGGGCAGGGCUCCUGCAUGUCUACAGAAAAUGAUGAGGUCAUCCGUGUUUCAUAUGUUCAUACUAAGCAUGGUGGCUGUUGAUGUGAUUGUUGCUGCUAGUAACUACUACAAAGGAGAACAUUUUAAGAGACAAUAUGACGAAUUUUAUCUAGCUGAGGUUGCUUUUACAGUUCUGUUUGAUUUAGAAGCUCUCCUGAAGAUCUGGUGUUUGGGUUUCACAGGAUACAUCAGCUCAUCUCUUCACAAGUUUGAGUUGCUGCUUGUAAUUGGAACCACUCUUCAUAUUUAUCCAGACCUCUAUCACUCUCAGUUUACAUAUUUUCAGGUUCUUAGAGUAGUUCGGCUGAUCAAGAUUUCUCCUGCUUUGGAGGAUUUUGUGUAUAAGAUAUUUGGACCAGGAAAAAAACUUGGGAGUUUGGUGGUAUUUACUGCCAGCCUUUUAAUCGUAAUGUCAGCUAUCAGUUUACAGAUGUUUUGCUUUGUGGAAGAACUGGAUAGAUUUACAACCUUUCCACGGGCGUUCAUGUCAAUGUUUCAGAUUCUCACACAGGAAGGAUGGGUGGAUGUCAUGGAUCAGACACUGAAUGCUGUAGGACAUAUGUGGGCACCAGUAGUUGCCAUUUAUUUUAUACUAUAUCAUCUUUUUGCUACUCUGAUUCUACUCAGCUUGUUUGUUGCUGUUAUUCUGGACAACCUGGAACUUGAUGAAGAUCUGAAGAAACUUAAACAACUAAAGCAAAGUGAAGCAAAUGCAGAUACAAAGGAGAAGCUUCCAUUGCGUCUACGCAUCUUUGAAAAAUUUCCAAACAGGCCACAAAUGGUGAAAAUCUCCAAGCUUCCUUCAGAUUUCACAGUUCCAAAAAUAAGGGAAAGUUUUAUGAAGCAGUUUAUUGAUCGCCAGCAACAAGAUACCAGCUGUUUGCUGCGAAGACUUCCUUCAGCGUCUUCUUCCUCAUGUGACCACUCUAAAAGAUCAGCAAUUGAAGAAAACAAAUAUAUUGAUCAAAAGCUCCGUAAAUCUGUUUUCAGCAUCAGAGCAAGAAACCUUCUGGAAAAAGAGACAGCAAUCAAUAAAAUUCUAAGGGCCUGCACUAGACAACGCAUGCUGAGCGGAUCCUUUGAGGGGCAGCCUGCAAAGGAAAGGUCAAUACUGAGUGUCCAGCAUCAUAUACGACAAGAACGCAGGUCACUGAGACAUGGUUCCAAUAGCCAGCGAAUCAGCAGAGGAAAAUCUCUUGAAACAUUGACUCAAGAUCACUCCAACACAGUGAGAUACAGAAAUGCACAGAGAGAAGACAGUGAGAUAAAGAUGAUCCAAGAAAAAAAAGAACAAGCUGAAAUGAAAAGGAAAGUCCAAGAGGAGGAGCUGCGAGAGAAUCAUCCAUAUUUUGAUAAACCACUUUUCAUAGUUGGUCGUGAGCACAGAUUCAGGAAUUUCUGCCGAGUGGUGGUACGAGCUCGCUUUAAUGCUUCUAAAACAGAUCCUGUUACUGGAGCUGUGAAAAAUACCAAAUACCAUCAGCUUUAUGACUUGCUGGGUUUGGUUACUUACUUGGACUGGGUCAUGAUCAUUGUUACUAUAUGCUCCUGCAUUUCCAUGAUGUUCGAAUCCCCCUUUAGAAGAGUUAUGCAUGCUCCAACACUCCAGAUUGCUGAAUAUGUUUUUGUAAUAUUCAUGAGCAUUGAGCUUAAUCUGAAGAUUAUGGCAGAUGGCUUGUUUUUCACACCAACAGCUGUCAUUAGGGACUUCGGAGGAGUUAUGGACAUAUUUAUAUAUCUUGUAAGUUUGAUAUUCCUGUGCUGGAUGCCUCAGAAUGUCCCUGCCAAAUCGGGAGCUCAGCUCUUAAUGGUACUCCGCUGCCUCCGACCUCUUCGAAUUUUCAAACUGGUCCCUCAGAUGAGGAAAGUGGUGCGAGAGCUGUUUAGUGGCUUUAAGGAAAUCUUUUUGGUUUCUAUUCUUUUGCUGACAUUAAUGCUUGUUUUCGCAAGCUUUGGAGUGCAGCUGUUUGCUGGAAAACUGGCUAAAUGCAAUGAUCCGCACAUCAUCUCUAGGGAAGAUUGUCAUGGCAUCUUCAGAAUAAAUGUAAGUGUUUCCAAAAAUCUCAAUCUAAAGCUAAGACCUGGAGAGAAAAAGCCUGGAUUUUGGGUGCCACGAGUCUGGGCAAAUCCUCGGAAUUUUAAUUUUGACAAUGUGGGGAACGCAAUGCUGGCACUAUUCGAAGUUCUUUCAUUAAAAGGCUGGGUGGAAGUCAGAGAUGUUAUUAUUCAUCGUGUUGGGCCGAUUCAUGGAAUCUACAUUCAUGUUUUUGUAUUCCUUGGCUGCAUGAUUGGACUGACCCUUUUCGUUGGAGUUGUCAUCGCUAAUUUCAAUGAAAACAAGGGGACAGCUUUACUGACUGUAGAUCAGAGACGAUGGGAAGAUCUGAAAAGCAGACUGAAGAUAGCACAACCUCUUCAUCUCCCACCUCGUCCGGAUAACGAUGGCUUUAGAGCUAAGAUGUACGAUAUAACUCAGCAUCCAUUUUUUAAGAGAACUAUUGCUGUACUUGUUCUGGCCCAGUCUGUGUUGUUAUCAGUUAAGUGGGAUGCUGCAGAUCCGGUGACUGUGCCUUUAGCAACAAUGUCUGUUGUUUUCACCUUCAUUUUUGUCCUUGAGGUCACAAUGAAGAUUAUUGCCAUGUCACCUUCUGGCUUCUGGCAAAGCAGAAGAAAUCGGUACGAUCUCUUGGUGACAUCUCUUGGAGUUAUAUGGGUGAUACUUCAUUUCGCCUUACUGAAUGCGUACACAUACAUGAUGGGGGCAUGUGUAAUUGUCUUCAGGUUUUUCUCAAUUUGUGGGAAGCACGUGACGCUCAAAAUGCUACUCCUGACUGUGGUUGUCAGCAUGUACAAGAGUUUCUUCAUCAUAGUGGGAAUGUUCUUACUGCUUCUUUGUUAUGCUUUUGCUGGAGUGGUUUUAUUUGGUACAGUGAAAUAUGGAGAGAACAUUAACAGACAUGCAAAUUUUUCAUCAGCUGGCAAGGCUAUUACUGUACUCUUCAGAAUAGUUACUGGAGAAGACUGGAACAAAAUUAUGCAUGACUGCAUGGUUCAGCCUCCAUUUUGUACGCCAGAUAACAGCACCUACUGGAAAACAGACUGUGGAAAUUACGCUGGUGCUCUUAUGUAUUUCUGUUCAUUUUAUGUCAUCAUUGCAUACAUCAUGCUAAAUUUGCUUGUUGCUAUCAUUGUGGAGAAUUUCUCGUUGUUUUACUCAACUGAAGAAGACCAACUUUUAAGUUAUAAUGAUCUUAGGCAUUUUCAAAUUAUAUGGAACAUGGUUGAUGACAAAAGAGAGGGAGUAAUCCCUACCUUCCGUGUGAAGUUUCUGCUGAGGCUUCUGCGGGGCAGGCUGGAGGUGGAUCUCGACAAGGACAAGCUGCUGUUCAAGCACAUGUGCUACGAAAUGGAACGGCUCCAUAAUGGUGGUGAUGUCACUUUCCAUGACGUGCUCAGCAUGCUUUCAUAUAGGUCUGUUGAUAUCAGAAAAAGUCUUCAACUGGAAGAGCUGCUUGCUAGGGAACAACUGGAAUAUACCAUAGAAGAGGAGGUGGCCAAACAGACCAUACGCAUGUGGCUGAAGAAGUGCUUAAAGCGAAUCAGAGCAAAACAACAGCAGUCCUGCAGCAUUAUCCAUAGUCUACGAGAGAGUCAACAGCAGGAAUUGAGCCGAUUUCUGAAUCCUCCCAGUAUUGAGACAACACAGCCAAGUGAAGAUAUGAAUGCUAUUAAUCAGGAUAACAGUGCACAGCCAGAGACAAGUAGCCAGCAGCAGCUCCUUAGCCCAACACUUUCUGACAGAGGUGGCUAUCGACAAGACUCAGCAGAUGCUGGGAAACCUCAGCGGAAAUUUGGACAAUGGCGUUUGCCAUCAGCCCCCAAACCAAUAAGCCAUUCAGUGUCUUCAGUCAACCUCCGCUUUGGUGGACGUUCAACUAUGAAAUCUGUUGUAUGCAAAAUGAAUCCCAUGUCUGAUGCUGCUUCUUGUGGAUCAGAAGUCAAGAAAUGGUGGACAAGGCAAUUAACUGUGGAGAGUGAUGAGAGUGGAGAGGACCUUCUUGAUAUCUGAGAAAAAUUUAAGUCAUACUGCAACAACAACCACUUCAAGUACAAUCUAAUUUUCUAUGUUUAGAAUUGAAGAUGCUGUGUAAUGUACGAUUUCUUUAAAAUCAAUGUCAUAAAUUUUUUCAAAUGCUUAUCCUUCUGCCAUAUGAAGCAUAGCACACACUUAAAUGUUAGAAUUCACCUCUAUAGGUACUAACUGUACUUUAAGAAAUGUGUAUACAAUAGUAGUGCUAACAAAGCCAGUGAGACUAUAUUGCCUUUAGCAGACAGAGCGUUGAAAGAUUUCAUAUGUUCUGUAGCUACAUAAUGAAAAUGUAUUUUGAUACACACACGUCUGUGUUUUUCUUCAACCUAUACUGUACUUUAAAGUGGCAACACUGUCCAAUACAGGGGUAAUGUACUACUUCUUUUUGUGCUUUCCCUCAGUUCUUACUUAGUAACAUUUCUUUAGAAAGAUUUUAUUAUUCACAAAUGACCUGAAGAGGUCAGCACUGACUUCAUGUUCAAGGGAAGUAUUUUUACAAAGUACAGAUUCUGAAUUACAAAUCUAAGCUUUUUCUGGAUCUUUUUUUAAAAUAUGCAAGAUACAGGAUAACUCAUUUUAAAAUCAGAAGGUGAAGGAUUGGCUUUUAAAAUGUAAAUAUCUUUGGGGUUUGGUUAAUUAUGCAAAGAGCUUGAUUUUCAUAGAGAAAACAGAAAAAAAAAGAAAAAAAAAGACAUGAAAACUGUGCAUUUAAGCAUCCAGCGAAAGACCUCUAUGUGAAAAACAUGGUUUAUGCUUCAUUUUCAGAAUAUACUGGUUACAUAUAUGAAUGGU